Molecule: messenger RNA, 17016 nt
Organism: Maylandia zebra (zebra mbuna)
Lineage: Eukaryota; Metazoa; Chordata; Actinopteri; Cichliformes; Cichlidae
Gene: ubr4
Product: ubiquitin protein ligase E3 component n-recognin 4
Biological process (GO): ubiquitin-dependent protein catabolic process
Cellular component (GO): nucleoplasm; membrane; cytosol
Molecular function (GO): ubiquitin-protein transferase activity; protein binding; zinc ion binding
Source: RefSeq, a predicted model, not a curated record
UUCAAGAUGGCGUCGAGCGGAGGAGAUGGGGAACACGAAUGGACAGCGGCAGUUCGGCCGCUUUUAUCAGCUUCGUACACUGCUUUUGAGACGAAGGAGCUACCUCAGCUUAUUGGGUCUAUAAUCAACAGUGAAUCAGACAUUCUUCACCACGACAAGCAGUAUGAACCUUUCUACUCAUCAUUCGUGGCACUCUCAGCACAUUACAUCACCACAGUAUGUGGACAAAUACCAAGAAAUCAAUUGCUGUCAGUUGCUGCAGCGUGCAAAGUAUUGAUCGAAUUUUCAUUGCUGCGCUUGGAGAACCCUGAUGAGGCAUGUGCAGUUUCACAGAAACACCUGAUCCUUUUAAUAAAGGGACUGUGCACUGGCUGCAGCAGACUAGAUCGCACAGAAAUCAUUACUUUCACUGCUAUGAUGAAAUCUGCCAAGUUGCCUCAAACCGUCAAGACACUUUCAGAUGUGGAAGAUCAGAAGGAGUUACCCAGUGCUGUGAACCCAGAGCUUCGACAAAAAGAAGUACAAAUGAACUUCUUUAAUCAGCUGACAUCAGUUUUUAACCCUGACCUUACCACCAUCUUGGCCUCUCCAUCAGCAGCACACAUGCAGGCUGAAAGUGAUUGCGAUGAACAAAAUACAGAUCAAGCUGUUCAGACCAAAAUGAAAAAUGCCUUUGUGUCCCAGAAUGUGUCAAGCUUACAGGAACUAGGUGGGUCUGAGAAGUUGUUACGAGUGUGCCUCAACCUGCCCUACUUUCUACGCUACAUCAACCGCUUCCAGGAUGCUGUAUCAGCCAACUCAUUCUUUAUCAUGCCAGCCACAGUGGCUGAUGCCACUGCUGUUCGCAACGGAUUUCACUCACUGGUGAUAGAUGUGACCAUGGCUUUGGACACACUUUCCUUGCCUGUACUGGAGCCCUUGACACCAGGACGACUACUGGAUAUGACUGUGCUGGCUCUAAGCUGUCUCUAUGCUGGUGUAAGUGUGGCCACUUGCAUGGCCAUUCUACAGGUGGGUAGUGGCUUGCAACUUCGCUCUGCCUCCACUGGUACCAAAGAAGAGGACUAUGAAAAUGAUGCAGCCACAAUUGUCCAGAAAUGUCUGGAGAUUUAUGAAAUGAUCGGACAAGCCAUCAGCAACUCUCGCAGAGCUGGAGGAGAGCAUUAUCAGAACUUCCAACUGCUUGGAGCCUGGUGCCUCUUAAACAGCCUGUAUCUGAUUCUUAACCUGAGCCCGACAGCGUUGGCAGAUAAAGGAAAAGAGAAGGAUCCCCUGGCUGCUUUGCGUGUCCGUGAUAUUGCAAGUCGCACCAAGGAUGGCGCAGGGUCACCUAAACUUGGUCCUGGCAAAGGACACCAAGGCUUUGGGGUUUUGUCUGUUAUCCUGGCCAACCAUGCAAUCAAACUUUUGACUUCACUUUUCCAGGAUCUGCAGGUUGAAGCUCUGCACAGAGGUUGGGCAAGUGAUGGACCACCGGCUGAGCUCAACAUCAUGGCACAGAGCACUUCCAGCCAGAGGGUUCAAAGACUCAUUGACUCUGUUCCCUUGACAAAUCUGCUCUUCACACUUCUCUCCACCUCCUACAAAAAGGCUUGUGUUCUCCAGCGUCAGAGAAAGGGCUCAGUCAGCAGUGAUGCCAGUGCUUCUACAGAUUCAAACACCUACUAUGAGGAUGAUUUCAGCAGUACAGAGGAGGACAGCAGCCAGGCAGAGAGAAGACAGGAGAAGACAAGUGCAGCUUGUGUCUCAGAUGAUGACAGUGAACCUAUCCUGGGGCUUUGGUUUGAAGAGACAAUUUCACCAAGCAAGGACAAAGUGGCUCCUCCACCCCCUCCCCCUCCACCACCUUUGGAGACUUCUCCCAGACUGAAGAGCCCCAGCAAGCAAAAUCCAAGCGAGAACGGCAACAUUUUAGCUGGCCGUAAAGAUCCCGAACUGUUCCUCAGCUUAGCAUCCAGUAUUCUGAAUUUCAUCACCACCUCGAUGCUAAAAUCCAGAAACAACUUUAUCCGUAACUACCUGAGUGUGUCUCUCACAGAACAACACAUGGCUACGCUUGCCAGUAUCAUCAAAGAUGUGGACAAGGAUAUCAAAGGGUCUUCAGAUGAAGUCUUUUCUUUAGCACUGUAUCACUUCAACCACACCCUAGUGACCUCAGAUCUUCCCUCCCCAGCAUUGCAGAGCACCCUUUUACAGCAAUUAGGUGUUGCACCCUUUUCGGAGGGUCCAUGGCCUCUGUACAUUCACCCUCAAUCAUUAUCAGUGCUCUCCAGACUUCUCCUCAUAUGGCAGCACAAAGCUACUCUGCAGGGAGAACCGGAUGUUCCUGAGUGUAUGAAAGUUUGGGAAAGAUUUUUGGGAACCUUAAAGCAACACGCCAUCCAGGGUUCUAUUCAUGGCGAAGAUGACCUUAAUGUGGAACACCUCCAGCUGCUGCUGCUCCUUUUCCACAAUCUGUCAGAGCGUGGUCGUCGAUCAGUCCUCACCUUAGUCACACAGGCUAUUACAGAGGUGGCACAGAGCAGAGACUCCCAGCUGAAAGCUGUGCCCCUCAAUUUGGCCCGCCUGUUGCUGGUUUUUGACUACCUGCUGCGCCACUACUCCAAGGCUCCUUUAUAUCUUUUUGAACAGGUGCAGUACAACCUUCUUACCCCACCAUCUACUGGGGCAAGUUCUGUUCAGGAAGGUGGAAAACGCAGCAACAUCCCACUUUACUAUGGAUUCAAAGAGGUGGAGGAGAACUGGGCUAAACACUGUUCGACAGAUUCCAAUGUCCAGCCCAAGUUCUACUGCGUUCUGUCUCCUGAGGUGUCUGAAGAUGAUAUCAGCAGACUAGAUAGCAAGGUCUUUCCAAAGCUUUUUAAUGGAGCAGUGAAAUAUGAUGAGCUGUAUAUAUGGCUCAUCUCACUCCUGGCUGCAGGCUCUCAGUUUGACACAGCAAGAAGACAAGAGAACAAGUCCAUCACUCCUAUGGAGGCCUGCUCCCUUCAGUACUACUUCCUGAUAUUGUGGAGGAUCCUUGGCGUUUUACCACCUUCCAAAGGCUUCAUGGAGCAGCUAAAGACUGGCUGCAGUGACCCCAGUGAGAGCGACAUCCUACACACACUGCGAUGGUCAUCACGUCUCCGCGUAGCUACGUAUGUAAACUGGAUCAAGGAACACUUGGUAAAGCAAGGAAUGAAAACAGACCAAGCUGCUUCUCUGGUUGAAGUGACUGCUGCUAAAUGCAGCACUGUGAAAUACGAUGUGGAGCUAGCAGAAGAGUACAUUGCCAGACAGAUUUCCACAUUCUCAAGUGUAGACCCACAUGUCAUCCUACCACUUCAUCAGUUGCCCUCUCUACAAGCCAUCUAUACGCUGGAUGCAGUCAUCUCUAAAAUUCAGGUUUCUUUAGAUGAGCAUUUGUCCAAGGUUGCCAUUGAGGCUGACACCCACAAAUCCUCUGAGAUCGCAAAAAAUCUGCUGCCUGCCACACUACAGCUCACUGACAUUUACUCAGCUUUCACAAGAUCUUACCUAUUAAUGAACAUCCCAGAGGAAGGGGAGAACAAACUGACCGAUGCCAAGCUCCAAGGUUAUGCUGCAGUUCUGGCCAUAGGUUCCACCCGAUGCAAGGCCAACAUACUUGGUCAUAAUAUUAUGCAGAACUUGCCAACAGCUGUGCAGACAGUUUGUGAGUCUUGGAAUGGUGUCCACACCACUGAAUUUCCCAACAUUGGCUCAUGGCGCAAUGCAUUUGCAAAUGAUACCAUUCCAUCAGAGAGCUACAUCAGUGCCAUCCAAGCAGCUCACCUGGGCACACUGAGUUGUCAGUCCUUGCCUCUGGCCUCUUCUCUUAAACACAUCCUUCUCUCACUGGUUCGCCUGAUUGGAGACCUCAUUGUUACUGAGGAGCUGAACCCCUCACAGGUUGUGAGCACCCUGCUGCCUCUGCUCUUGGAGAGCAGCACGGAGAGUGUAGCUGAGAUCAGCACCACUUCACUGGAGCGCAUCCUUGGCCCAUCAGAGUCUGAGGCCUUUCUAGCCCGCAUCUACGAGCGUUUGGUGACCGGAUGUUACAACAUUAUUGCCAAUCACUCAGAUCCCAACAGUGGUUUGGAUGAGUCCAUCCUUGAGGAAUGCCUUCAGUACCUUGAAAAACAACUUGAAAGCAGUCAGGUCCGAAAGGCAAUGGAAGAAUUCUUUUCAUUCAGUGGUGAGCUUGUCCAAAUUAUGAUGGCAACGGCCAAUGAAAACCUGUCUCCAAAGUUUUGUAACAGAGUGCUGAAAUUCUUCACCAAGCUUUUCCAGCUCACGGAGAAGAACCCAAACCCAAGCCUGUUAGGCCUGUGUGGCUCUUUGGCCCAGCUGGCCUGUGUGGAGCCCUCUCGUCUGCAGUCCUGGCUGACACGUAUGACUGCUACCCCACCAAAGGACUCAGAACAACUGGAAAUUGUGCAAGAAAACAGACAGCUUCUGCAGCUGCUAACCACUCAUAUUGUGCGUGACAAUAGCCAGGUGGGCGAAGGAGUGUGCACUGUACUCCUCAGCACACUUAUUCCCAUGGCAACAGACAUGCUGGCCAAUGGUGAUGGAACAGGUUUUCCUGAGCUCAUGGUCAUCAUGGCCACACUUGCCAGUGCGGGACAGGGUGCAGGCCACCUCCAGCUGCACAGGGCAGCUAUAGACUGGCUGACUAGAUGCAAAAAGUAUUUAACACAGAAGAAUGUCGUGGAAAAAGUGAGCACAAACUUGUCUCAUGGAAAGCAUGCCAGCAUGCUGGAAUGCUCAUGUCACAUCAUCUCCUAUCUAGCUGAUGUGAUGAACGCUUUGCGUCAAAGCAGCGGUCAAGGCAACUCAGCAGUGCUGAUGGAGGGAGAGGAAAAGGCCAUGGAAGUAGACUCAGACUGGGUGGAGGAACUUGUAGUAGAGGAGGAUGAUUCCCAGGCAGAGGACUCUGAUGAAGACUCACUUUGCAACAAACUUUGCACUUUUACCAUCACUCAGAAGGAAUUCAUGAACCAGCACUGGUACCACUGUCACACCUGUAAGAUGGUGGAUGGGGUAGGUGUGUGCACAGUGUGCGCCAAGGUCUGUCACAAAGACCAUGAGAUCUCCUAUGCCAAAUAUGGCUCUUUCUUCUGUGACUGCGGUGCCAAAGAGGAUGGCAGCUGCCAGGUGAGACCGAAUACCUCAGGUCAUCAUGGGAAGAGAACAACAGCGGCCCUGGUCAAACGCAGUCCCAGCAGCGGCAUGGGCUCUACUCUUAAAGAGUCUUCAGCUUUCCAGAGUGAGCUGCGUAUUCCUGAGAGUGCUAUUCGCCACCAAAAUUCCUCACCGUCUGACAAGGGCAAGGUCACCAUCUGUGAUGGCAAAUCCAGUGAUGAAGACAGACCUAAGAAGAGCAGCGUGUGCAAGAGCAUUGAAGGCUGUCAAGAAGAGCUGCUAGCACAAGUGAUGGGGUCAUCUACUGCUGCAGUCAUACUGGAAAUGCUCAUGUUUCUCAUGGAAGCUAUCCAGACCAACUUCCAGCAAGCAUCAGCAGUGGGAAGCAGCAGCCGGGCACAGCAAGCCCUCAAUGAACUGCAUACUCAGGACAAAAUUGUGGAGAUGACGGACCAGUUAAUGGUCCCCACACUUGGCUCCCAGGAAGGAGCUUUUGAGAAUGUGCGAAUGAACUACAGCGGUGACCAGGGGCAAACUAUACGCCAGCUCAUCAGUGCACAUGUCCUGCGCCGUGUUGCCAUGUGUGUUCUGUCUUCCCCCCAUGGACGGCGUCAGCACCUGGCAGUCAGCCAUGAAAAGGGGAAGAUAACAGUCCUUCAGCUGUCUACUCUCCUGAAACAAGCUGACUCAAGCAAAAGGAAGUUGACACUGACCCGUUUGGCUUCAGCCCCAGUCCCAUUCACUGUCCUUAGUCUUACAGGAAAUCCCUGUAAUGAAGACUACCUGGCUGUGUGUGGCCUUAAGGACUGCCAUGUACUAACUUUCAGCAGCACAGGUUCUGUGUCUGACCACCUGGUGUUGCAUCCACAACUGGCCACUGGCAACUUUAUCAUCAAAGCUAUCUGGUUACCAGGCUCACAGACUGAACUUGCCAUCAUCACUGCUGACUUUGUCAAGAUCUAUGACUUGUCAGUGGAUGCCCUGAGUCCAAUGUACUAUUUCCUGCUCCCAAGUUCCAAGAUUCGUGAUGCUACAUUCCUUUUCAAUGAAGAGGGGAAGAACAUUAUUGUCAUCAUGUCAUCAGCAGGUUACAUGUACACCCAGGUCAUGGAUGAAUCUAGCAGUGCUCAGCAUGGCCCUUUUUAUGUUACAAAUGUAUUGGAGAUAACCCACGAAGACUUGAAGGAUAGCAAUGGACAGGUAGCUGGCGGUGGUGUUUCUGUCUAUUACUCCCAUGUCCUUCAGAUGCUUUUCUUCAGCUACAGCCAGGGGAAGUCAUUCGCUGCCACAGUGAGCCGCAGCACAACUGAUGUGCAGAGGCUCUUUGCCAUCAAUGUGAAAGGCUCCAAUGGUGGCAGCAGUAAGAUGUCUCCUGCACUGUGCCAGUGGUCUGAGGUCAUGAACCAUCCAGGCCUUGUGUGCUGUGUGCAACAGACAACAGGCAUACCUCUGGUUAUCAUGGUCAAACCUGACACCUUCCUCAUCCAAGAGAUUAAAACCCUGCCAGCCAAAGCUAAGAUUCAAGAUAUGGUAGCUAUCCGACACACUGCCAGUAAUGAGCAGCAGCGCACUACCAUGAUUCUUCUAUGUGAGGAUGGCAGCUUGCGAAUCUACAUGGCAAAUGUGGACAACACCUCCUACUGGCUCCAGCCCUCAUUGCAGCCCAGCUGUGGCAUAAGCAUCAUGAAGCCAGUCCGCAAGCGCAAGGCCGCUGCUGCCACCACCCGGACUUCCAGUCAGGUGACAUUCCCAGUGGAUUUCUUUGAACACAACCAGCAACUGACAGAGGUGGAGUUUGGGGGUAAUGACUUGCUGCAGGUCUACAACGGACAGCAGAUCAAACACAGGCUCAACUCCACAGGGAUGUAUGUGGCCAACACAAAGCCUGGAGGGUUCACUGUAGAGGCAGUAAACAACAACAGUUCAAUGGUGAUGACAGGUAUGCGGGUUCAGGUGGGCACCCAGGCCAUUGAAAGGGCUCCUUCUUAUGUGGAGGUCUUUGGACGCACCAUGCAGAUAAAUCUGACAAGAGCUCGCUGGUUUGACUUCCCCUUCACGAGAGAGGAGGCCCUGCAGGCUGACAAGAAGCUGUCUAUAUUUAUUGGAGCAUCUGUUGACCCAGCUGGAGUCACCAUGCUUGAUUCAAUUAAGAUCUAUGGAAAAACCAAGGAGCAGUUUGGCUGGCCUGAGGAUCCACCAGAAGACUUCUCAUCUGCCUCAGUUAACAAUGUCUGCAGUCCCAGCCUCAACCAGGGCAAUGGGACCUCUGAUGGAGACAUAGCCACCCCAACAACAACUAAUGGCACUGUAUUAGAGAGUUGUGAAACUGAGUCCUUAUCAACAUUGGACCGGUUGGUGGUCAGCUCCCUUGAAGCUUUGGAAAGCUGUUUUGCAGUUGGUUCAUCCAGUGAAAAGGAGAAAAACAAGGCUGCAGCACUGGAGUUGGCAACUUUACUUCUGUCGAUGCCAACACCUGUAGGUGUGCAGCAGCAGACAAAGGGGCUUCUUGCCAGUCUGCACACAAGCCGUACUGCCUACCACAAUCACAAGGACCAGUCCUUGCUGAGCAAUGCUGUGCAGUGUCUGAAUAGUUGCAGCCGGGAAGGGAAAGAGCUAGACCCUGAUGUCUUCCAAAGACUUGUAAUCACUGCCCGCUCCAUUGCGAUCAUGAGACCCAACAACUUGGUGCAUUUCACAGAAACAAAAUCAUUGCACCAUGACUCGGAGGUGACAGAGGAUGGACAAAAGCAUGUGGAUAGUGAGAACUGUAAUUUUAUUGCACAACUGAUGAAUAACUUCUGGAAACUUCAUGCCCUAAAACCAAAGAAUGCCUUUCUUGCUCCUGCUUGCUUGCCUGGUCUAACUCAUGUGGAAGCAACAGUAAAUGCCUUGGUAGACAUCAUCCAUGCAUACUGCACAUGUGAGCUGGAUUACGUCAAUGUAGCCUCCAAAAUCUACAUGCAGAUGUUACUGUGUCCUGACACUGCUGUCAGCUUUUCUUGCAAGCAGGCUCUGAUCAGAGUGCUUAGACCAAGAAACAAGCGACGCCAUGUGACCCUUCCAUCUCCCCCACGUUCCAACACACCUAUGGGAGACAAGGAUGAUGAUGACGACGACGAUGCAGAUGACAAAAUGCAGUCAUCAGUGUUGACUGGUGGAGAAGAGGGUCGACAGGAGAGCCAAGAACAAAAUGAAGUGGACCAUGGCGACUUUGAGAUGGUGUCCGAGUCUAUGGUCCUGGAGACAGCAGAAAAUGUCAACAAUGGAAAUCCAUCUCCCCUCGAGGCUCUGCUUGCUGGAGCUGAAGGUUUCCCCCCCAUGCUUGACAUACCUCCUGAUGCAGAUGAUGAAACCAUGGUAGAGUUGGCAAUUGCUCUAAGCCUGCAGCAGGAUCAACAGGGCAGUAGCAGCAGUGCUCUUGGGCUUCAGAGUCUAGGCCUGUCUGGCCAGGCCCCAAGCUCCUCUUCACUUGAUGCUGGCACCCUGUCAGACACCACUGCAUCAGCCCCGGCAUCAGAUGAUGAGGGCAGCACAGCUGCUACUGAUGGUUCCACAUUGCGGACCUCCCCAGCUGAGCACGGCGGCAGCGUGGGCUCAGAGAGUGGAGGUUCUGCUAUCGACUCUGUAGCAGGGGAGCACAGUGUGUCAGGUCGCAGCAGUGCAUAUGGAGACACAACAGCGGAAGGCCACCCCGCUGGUCCAGGCAGCGUGAGUUCCAGCACUGGAGCCAUUAGUACCACCACAGCCCAGCAGGAAUGUGAAGGCUCAGAAGGUGAAGGAGAGACUGAAGGAGACAUUCAUACAAGCAACAGGUUGCACAUGGUUCGUCUUAUGCUACUGGAGCGUUUGCUUCAGCACCUUUCUCAGCUCCACAAUGUAGGUGGAGUCCAAGCUAUCCCUUACAUGCAAGUUAUCCUCAUGUUGACCUCUGACCUUGACGGCGAGGAUGAAAAGGAUAAAGGUGCUUUGGAUGACCUGCUUGCACAGCUCAUUGCCGAGCUUGGCAUGCACAAGAAGGAUGUUUCCAAGAAGAAUGAGCGUAGUUCCAUAAAUGAAGUUCAUUUGGUCAUCAUGAGGCUGCUUAGUGUCUUCAUGUCUCGAACAAAGUCUGGAUCCAAAUCUUCCUCUGAGUCAUCCUCCCUCAUUUCCAAUGCCACAGCAACCGCCUUGCUCAGCCUGGGUUCUAUUGACUACUGCCUCCAAGUGCUCAAGUCACUCCUGGAGUUUUGGAAGAGCCAACAGGGUGAAGAAGAGCCAGUGACUGCCAGCCAGCUCCUCCGCACACACACAGCUUCCUCUCCCCCUGACAUGAGUCCUUUCUUCCUUCGCCAAUAUGUUAAGGGGCAUGCUGCUGAUGUGUUUGAAGCCUACUCCCAGUUGUUGACUGAAAUGGUGCUUCGGCUGCCAUAUCAGAUAAAGAAAAUUGCUGACGCCAACCCACGUAUCCCACCUCCUGUAUUUGAUCAUUCCUGGUUCUACUAUCUAUCUGAAUAUCUGAUGAUACAACAGACACCAUUCGUCAGGAGGCAAGUCAGAAAACUGUUGUUGUUCAUUUGCGGCUCAAAGGAAAAAUAUCGUCAGCUACGAGACCUGCACACUCUUGACUCUCAUGUGCGCAGCAUCAAAAAGCUUCUAGAGGAACAGGGCAUCUUCCUCCGGGCUGGUGUAGUCACUGCCUCUUCUGGCUCAGCCCUACAGUAUGACACACUCAUCAAUCUGAUGGAACACCUGAAAGCUUGUGCUGAAAUUGCCACUCAAAGGACAAUCAACUGGCAGAAGUUCUGCAUGAAGGAUGACUCUGUCUUGUACUUCUUGCUCCAAGUCAGUUUCUUGGUGGAUGAGGGCGUUUCCCCAGUUUUGCUGCAACUCCUCUCCUGUGCUCUGUGUGGCAGCAAGGUGCUGGCCAGCUCCUCCUCUACUUCAUCCUCAUUCUCAGGCGGAGGGUCUGGUAGUGCUGGACAGACAGGAGCCUCUCAGUCCUCUCAGAGCAAGUCUUCUAGUAAAAAGAGCAAAAAAGAAGACAAAGAGAAAGAAAAAGAUGGGGAUGGUGUUGGUAGCCAGGAGGAUCAGCUUUGUAUGGCUCUGGUCAGUCAGCUUAACAAAUUUGCAGACAAGGAGACGCUCAUUCAGUUCCUACGCUGUUUCUUGCUGGAGUCAAACUCAUCUGCUGUGCGCUGGCAAGCCCACUGCUUGGCGCUGCAUAUCUACAGGAACUCUAGUAAAUCUCAGCAGGAGCUGCUGCUUGAACUGACUUGGGCCAUCUGGCCAGAGCUUCCUGCAUAUGGCCGUAAAGCUGCCCAGUUUGUCGACCUACUUGGUUACUUCUCACUCAAAACCCCUCAAACUGAGAAAAAGCUGAAGGAGUAUUCCCAAAAGGCUGUGGAAAUCCUGAGAGCACAGAACCAUAUCCUGACAAAUCACCCCAACUCCAAUAUAUACAACACACUCUCAGGAUUAGUGGAGUUUGAUGGCUUUUAUCUGGAAAGUGACCCCUGCUUGGUGUGCAACAAUCCAGAAGUUCCCUUCUCCAAUAUAAAACUGUCAUCCAUCAAAGUAGACACCCGCUAUACGACCACACAACAGGUUGUCAAGCUCAUUGGUAGCCACACCAUCAGCAAAGUCACAGUGAAGAUUGGUGACCUCAAACGCACCAAAAUGGUCCGCACCAUCAAUCUCUAUUACAACAACAGGACAGUCCAGGCGAUCGUGGAGCUGAAGAAUAAGCCUGCUCGUUGGCACAAAGCCAAGAAAGUUCAGCUCACCCCGGGACAAACAGAAGUGAAGAUUGACCUUCCCUUACCUAUCGUCGCUUCCAACUUGAUGAUUGAGUUUUCCGAUUUCUACGAGAACUACCAGGCUUCCACUGAGACCCUGCAGUGUCCACGCUGCAGUGCUUCCGUACCGGCCAACCCCGGUGUGUGUGGCAACUGCGGUGAGAAUGUGUAUCAGUGCCACAAGUGCAGGUCUAUCAAUUAUGACGAAAAAGACCCCUUCCUGUGCAACGCCUGUGGUUUCUGCAAAUAUGCCCGAUUUGACUUCAUGCUGUAUGCUAAACCAUGCUGUGCUGUGGAUCCUAUUGAAAAUGAGGAAGACAGGAAAAAGGCUGUGACCAACAUUAACACCCUGUUGGACAAAGCUGACCGGGUCUACCACCAGCUGAUGGGUCACCGGCCUCAGUUGGAGAGUCUCUUGUCUAAAGUCAAUGAGGCAGCACCGGAGAAGCCCCAGGAUGACACUGGAGCAGGAGCAGGACUUGGUGCAUCCUCUGCUAAUGUGAACAGAUACAUUCAGCAACUGGCUCAGGAAUACAGUGGAGAUUGCAAGACCUCAUUUGAUGAACUCUCCAAGAUUAUACAGAAAGUGCUUGCAUCUCGUAAAGAGCUCUUGGAGUAUGACCUACAACAGAGAGAGGCUGCCACUAAGUCAUCUCGGAGCAGCAGUAGCCACCAGCCCACCUUCACCGCCAGUCAGUACCGCGCCCUCUCUGUGCUGGGCUGCGGCCAUACAUCUUCAACCAAGUGUUACGGCUGUGCUUCAGCUGUUACAGGUCACUGCAUCACACUGCUCCGCGCACUGGCCACCAAUCCAGCCCUUCGGCAGAUCCUAGUCCUUCAGGGUCUCAUCCGUGAGCUGUUUGAGUAUAACUUGCGUCGAGGUACAGCAGCCAUGAGGGAGGAGGUGCGCCAGCUGGUCUGUCUCCUCACUAGAGAUCACCCAGAAGCCACUCAGCAGAUGAACGAUCUGAUCAUUGCCAAGGUGUCAGCUGCCCUCAAAGGUCACUGGGCCAAUCCUGAUCUGGUUAGUAAUUUGCAGUAUGAAAUGCUGCUGCUAACGGACUCCAUUUCAAAAGAGGGUGGAUGCUGGGAAUUACGGUUGCGUUGUGCCCUCAGCCUGUUCCUCAUGUCUGUCAACAUAAAGACACCGGUAGUGGUGGAAAACAUCACACUGAUGUGCCUGAGAAUCCUGCAAAAGCUGAUUAAGCCCCCUGCUCCCACUAGCAAGAAGAACAAGGAUGCUGCCAUUGAGUCUCUGACUACAGUCAGGCCCUACAGUAAUGAAAUCCACGCCCAGGCCCAACUCUGGCUCAAAAAAGAUCCCAAAGCAUCUUAUGAGGCCUGGAAAAAGUGUCUUCCAGCAAGAUGUCAGGAAACGAUGUCAAAACCUCAGGGGAAGGCUGAGUUACGGAAACAGUAUCUACUUGAGAAGUAUGUGUGGAAGUGGAAACAGUUCAUGAGGUCUAGAAAAGGAGAAGGCCUUUUCCCGCGCCUGCUUAAACUGAGCCACAACAACUGGCUGCGACAGGUUCUUUUCACACCUGCCACCCAGGCUGCAAGACAGGCAGCUUGCACUAUUGUGGAGGCACUUACCACAAUCCCUAGCCGCAAGCAACAGGUCCUGGACCUGCUCACCAGUUAUCUGGAUGAACUGAGUGUCGCUGGAGAGUGUGCAGUGGAGUAUCUGGGUCUGUACCAGAAGCUGAUUAAGCCAACACACUGGAAGAUUUAUCUGGCUGCCCGGGGAGUCCUGCCCUACAUUGGCAACCUGAUCACCAAGGAAAUAGCCAAUCUGUUGGCUCUAGAGGAGGCUACACUGAGCACAGACUUGCAGCAAGGCUACGCCCUGAAGAGCUUGACUGGUUUGCUGUCAUCUUUUGUCGAAGUGGAGUCCAUUAAGCGGCAUUUCAAAAGUAGGUUGGUCGGCACGGUUCUUAAUGGUUAUCUGUGCCUGAGGAAGUUGGUGGUUCAGCGAACCAAACUCAUUGAUGAAACUCAGGAUAUGCUACUUGAGAUGCUGGAAGACAUGACGACAGGAACCGAGUCUGAAACCAAAGCUUUUAUGGCAGUGUGCAUAGAGACUGCAAAGCGGUACAACCUGGAUGACUACAGAACACCUGUGUUCAUUUUUGAGAGACUUUGCAGCAUCAUCUACCCUGAAGAGAAUGAGGUGACAGAGUUCUUUGUGACGCUGGAAAAGGAUCCUCAGCAAGAGGACUUCUUGCAGGGUCGCAUGCCAGGAAACCCCUACAGCAGCAACGAGCCCGGCAUCGGUCCUCUGAUGAGGGACAUCAAAAACAAGAUCUGCCAAGACUGCGACCUGGUGGCUCUUCUUGAAGAUGACAGUGGCAUGGAGCUUCUGGUAAACAACAAAAUCAUUAGUUUGGAUUUGUCAGUGGCAGAGGUCUAUAAGAAGGUGUGGUGUCCUACAAAUGAGGGUGAGCCAAUGAGAAUCAUCUAUCGUAUGAGAGGACUACUUGGAGAUGCUACUGAGGAGUUCAUAGAGUCACUGGAUUCAACUACAGAUGAGGAGGAGGAUGAUGAAGAAGUGUACAAGAUGGCAGGAGUGAUGGCACAGUGUGGAGGACUCGAGUGUAUGCUCAACCGGCUGUCUGGAAUCAAAGACUUUAAACAAGGAAGACAUCUGCUCACCGUUUUGCUGAAGUUGUUCAGUUACUGUGUGAAAGUGAAGAUCAAUAGGCAACAGCUUGUCAAACCAGAGAUGAACACACUCAAUGUCAUGCUGGGAACUCUAAACUUGGCCUUAGUGGCAGAACAAGAGAGUAAGGAUAGUGGUGGAGCCUCUAUAGCAGAGCAAGUCCUGAGCAUCAUGGAGAUCAUUCUGGAUGAGGCCAAUGCUGAGAUUUCAGAGGACAAGGGUAACCUUCUCCUUACAGGAGACAAGGAUCAGCUUGUCAUGUUGUUAGACCAGAUCAACACCCUGUUUGUGCGCUCCAACCCCAGCGUGCUCCAGGGUCUUCUGCGCAUUAUUCCAUACCUGUCUUUUGGCGAACUAGAGAAGAUGAGGAUUCUGGUGGAACGCUUCAAACCGUGUUGCAACUUUGACAAGUACGACGAGGAGCAUAGUGCUGAUGACAAAGUGUUUUUGGACUGCUUCUGUAAAAUCGCUGCUGGAAUCAAAAAUAACAGCAACGGCCAUCAACUGAAAGAUCUUAUUCUGCAAAUAGGAAUCACACAGAGUGCACUGGACUACAUGAAGAAGCAUAUCCCAAAUGCCAAAAAUCUGGAUGCGGAUGUUUGGAAGAAAUUCCUCUCUAGACCUGCUCUACCCUUUAUUCUCAGACUUCUCCGUGGUUUGGCUACCCAGCAUCCCCCCACACAGGUGCUCAUAGGCACAGAUUCGAUAACAAACUUGCACAAGCUGGAGCAGGUAUCCAGUGAUGAAGGCAUAGGAACUCUAGCAGAGAACCUUCUAGAGGCUCUGAGGGAACACAGUGACGUCAACUUGAAGAUUGAAGCAGCCCGCAGAGAAACCAGAGCUGAGAAAAAGCGUAUGGCUAUGGCUAUGAGGCAGAAGGCUCUGGGAACUCUUGGCAUGACGACCAAUGAAAAGGGGCAGGUGGUGACAAAGACUUCACUCUUGAAGCAAAUGGAAGAGCUGAUAGAGGAACCAGGCUUGACCUGCUGUAUCUGUAGAGAAGGUUACAAGUUCCAGCCAACCAAAGUCCUGGGUAUUUACACUUUCACAAAGCGUGUAGCCUUGGAGGAAUUUGAAAACAAGCCUCGCAAGCAGCAGGGUUACAGCACUGUGUCGCACUUUAACAUAGUCCACUAUGACUGCCAUCUGGCAGCAGUCAGGCUGGCUCGUGGGCGAGAGGAAUGGGACAGUGCUGCUCUCCAGAAUGCUAACACCAAGUGCAAUGGUCUGCUUCCUGUGUGGGGGCCACAUGUGCCAGAAUCAGCUUUUGCUACAUGCCUAGCAAGGCACAACACAUAUCUUCAGGAGUGCACAGGCCAGCGAGAGCCCACAUACCAACUCAACAUCCACGAUACCAAACUGCUGUUCCUCCGCUUUGCUACUGAGCAGUCAUUCAGCGUGGACACAGGAGGUGGAGGUCGGGAGAGCAACAUCCACCUCAUCCCCUAUAUCAUCCACACUGUUCUCUAUGUCCUCAACACUACAAGGGCUACGUCCCGAGAGGAGAAGAACCUGCAGAGUUUCCAGGAGCAACCAUGUGAGAAAUGGGUUGAAAGCUCAUAUGAAGUUGAAGGGCCCCACUAUUACACCAUCCUGGCCAUGCACAUCAUGCCACCCGAACGGUGGAGAAGUUCUCGUCUGUACUUCCUGCGGAGACUUCUGGGCACUGCGCAUGCCCGUAAAGUCUCGGCAGCCUGUGCAAACAAGCUCACAGAUAAAACACCAAAGGAAUAUGCAGUGUAUCGCUCACCUCUUCUUUUCUGGGGCCUGGUGGACCUGGUCUACGACAUGUUCAGGAAGGUACCAACCAGCAACACAGAGGGCGGCUGGUCCUUCUCACUGGCAGAAUAUGUCCGUCACAAUGACAUGCCCAUCUAUGAGGCCUCCGAGCGUGUGCUCAGGGCUUUCCAGGAUGAACUCAUGCCCGCUGAAUCCCUGUCAGAGUUCUUUGAUGUUGUAGGUCUCCUCUCUGAAAUUCCAGACCCGGACCUCUUCCUGCAGGAUUUGUUGAACUCUUUGCCCUAAUGGCCAACCUCAAACCACAACCCCUCAAACACAAAACGCCCCUGCAAUUAUCAUCUGGACACCUACCAGCUGAACAAAAAUUUACUUUUUACACACUGAUAUUCACACAGUGUAUACACCACGCUUCCUACUUAACUCCCACUCCCAUAUGACAUCUUCAAAUGAUCUUUAAGCAGAAACUAUGUGUAGUUUAAAAAAAACAAAGAAAAAGAGAAAAGAUCCAUCUCUGUAAAGUUUAACACAGAAACACCGUGCUGUCAAAGGUUGGGGAGGGCACACAAAACAGAAUUUACACUUUGAUUCAAACUCUUUCAGACUAGAGUUGAGAUCACAACUUGUUUUGUUUCAGGAAGCUUGAGGGAAAAAUGAAGCAGGGCUCUGCCGACCACCCAGCCACAACCAUUCACAUCUGUCACCAUCAAGGCAUCUGUCUCUUUAUGAUGCCAUAGAUGAUCAAAAAAAGGCCAGCUGAAUUUAAUGAUUCAUGUGAAAAGAAGAAAUAAUAGUUUUUUUUGUUGAUGGGAACAGCCUACGAAUUCUGUUUUGUUGUGAUCCUAUCUUUUGGCUUUAAACUCCUCCCCCUCUCUUUGGGGUACAAUAACUAAAAUGUUUUGGGUAUUUGACCCACCACCUAUGAAGAGCGGCAUUUGAUUUUAACUCCUUUUCCUUUUUUUUUGUUUUUUUUUUCUUUCCAUUUUUGUUGUGCUUUAAGUUUUUUUUUGGUAAGGGUUUUUUAAAAUGGCAGAAGGUUUCACUGUCACAUGGUUGCAAGCUAACCUGUCCUUUUCUUCUGGGCUUUUGCUGUUUGAUCUUCAUGUAGAGUCUAACUGGAAUUUGAGUGACGGACAGGGAAACAAAAAAGCAGUUUGGUUUUAUUUUUUUCUUGUAUCGACCUUGGAAGCAAAGAGGGGGAAAGAACAAUGAAGUGUUUUAUUUUCUUCCACAAAGCUAUGCCUUGGUGAUGAAGUAAACUUUGGAUUGAUGAAAACAUUUCCAUCUGUUGCAAUGAAACACCAGACUUGUCUAAAUGAAUAAUAAACAUAGACCUACAUUAUAUCCUUUACACUUUUUCUCUUUUGACUAAUUAUUUUUAUUUUUUUCCCUCUUGAGCCUCUCUGCACUCUUUAAUUUAGGUUUUGGUUUUCCUCAGAAUUUCUGGAAACACACACGUCAGUUUCCAGAACAGAUUUCUGGAAAGCAAAGUCUCACUUUUACCCUCAACAGUUGAGCAAACUUUGAACUUACAGUUAUUACAGAACCCUUGUACUCAAGAGUUGAAUGCAUGGUGUGGAGUUCACCCAGUUUCUCGUCAAUUCACCUAUUCCCGCUGCUAUACGAUGUUUAACUGUUGCUGAAUGUCUGCUUUUUGAAUUUAGCCUAUGAUUAAUAAAGCCGUAAUAAUUCCAAAUCUGA